This is a messenger RNA of Brassica napus (rape), 2214 nucleotides long. RefSeq lists its product as uncharacterized. Bases 1 to 2214 code for a protein of 737 amino acids. The transcript has 2 exons. Lineage: Eukaryota; Viridiplantae; Streptophyta; Magnoliopsida; Brassicales; Brassicaceae. The record is from RefSeq and is a predicted model, not a curated record.
AUGGGUGAUCAUGGCAAUAUGGAUGACCUCACUGCUGCAUUGGCACUCAUUCAACAACAAAUGCAGAAUCAGCAACAGCAGAUGCAGCAAACCAUCCAGAAUCAGCAACAAGCUGCACAAGAGCAAGCAGCCGAGAACGCUGCGCGAGAGGAGCGUGGUGCUCUUAUUGGGGAGCGAAACCUUCCGAGGAAUUUUGCUACUAACCGCUCUCCCAUCAACCCUCCACCCUGUACUCGACAGGAUUAUGAGAUCAAACCUGCACUGAUUGGUCUAGUACAGAAGAGCACAUUCAGUGGCCUCACUUCAGACAUACCAAUGGACCACAUAGAGGCCUUUGAGAGGAUCUGGAAAGCUGCACGUUGGCUGCAAUCUCUCCCAACCGGUUCUCUAACCUCAUGGGACCAGGUUCGAUCAGCAUUCCUGAGCCACUUCUACACAAAAUCCAAAACCGCGGCUCUAAGGCAUAGAAUCUCCAACUUCAAGCAGAAAUCUGAUGAACCCUUUUAUGAAGCUUGGGAGAGGUAUAAAGAGUACCAGAGGGAAUGUCCACACCACGGGUUUGAUGACGAUUACAUAUUGGAGGUGUUCUACGAUGGAGUGAGCUAUGAGUACCGGAACACCCUUGAUUCCUCUAGUAACAGAGACUUCAUGACUCAGACCACUCCUGGUGCAUUCGCGCUGAUUGAGAACAUGGCUUCUAGUUCACUCAACAAGAACAAGGAGCAUGAUCGCUCUAAAAGUGUGAACAGCAUAGACGAUAUAGCGGCGAAGAUGGACCAACUGCUGAAGGGAAACCAGAGCCAGGUCUUCAUAAUGGAAGAAGCAACUCCUGAGAAGAAUGCGGGGGAUAAGGCGUUUGAAGCUGAGCAGGCAGGAGACGAUCAGCAGGAAGUGAGUUACGUAAAUGGACAAGGGUGGCAGCUGAAGAAUUAUCACCCAAACCCUAACGUAAGGAACAAUCCACAACUCUUCUGGCCUAAGCAGGACAAACAAGUUGAUCCGGCGCAGAACAACAAAGGCCAGUAUUCGGGAUAUCAGAAGAACUAUCAGCCCCGAACAUAUGUUCUAAGCCAACCGCAGAGCAAUCAGCCUCAAAUACAGAACCACCAGAACACUCAAGUCGCUACCUCCACCCCUGUCGCUGUUCCGCAAGAUGAAACUAAAACCAUGCUGCAGCAACUCCUCCAAGGACAACAGCUCCAAGGGAAAGCGCUGAACCAGGUCACCACUGAGAUCAAUACUAGGAUGAACCAUAUGUUCGGAGACCUGAGCACCAAAUAUGAUAAUGUCGCAAGCCAUAUGAGACAGAUGGACAUUCAGAUAGCUCAGACUGCCGAGAGUGUCAAGAGACAGCAAGGUACUCUACCUGGUAAAACAGACAAAAACCCUAAGGAGUGCAACGCGGUUCAGCUAAGAAGCGGGAAGCAACUUUCCGAGCCAGAAAGGAGAAGGUUCACCGCGGCUGAGAAAGGCAAGCAGAAAGAGUUAGAACAACCUCCAGCCGACCAAGCAGAUGAGGGGAAUACAGAGCCGGUAGUUGAAACAGUCUCGCCAGGCUCAGAACAACCGUCUGAAGCAGUGCGCCCGAUUCCAGAGGCUGUUCCUCCUCGCGAAUACAUUCCAAAAGUCCCUUACCCUGUUCCAGCGAAGGUCACUCGUAAGGACAAGGAGGAAAUAAAAUGCAGGAAGAUGCUGGAAGAUCUAACCGUCCGACUUCCCUUGAUGGAUGCGAUUCAGAUGAUGCCCUCCAUGCGUAGCUUUAUGAAGGGGUUGAUCUCAGGCAAAAUAUCAGAGGAGAGUGAGUUCAUGACAGUUUCCAAGGAGUGCAGCGCAGUGCUUCAGAACAGGCAGAUUAAAAAACGAGGAGAUCCCGGCAAAUUUGUCCUCUCUAUCCAGAUUGGGAAGACAGUUUUCGCCUGCUCCUUGGUGGAUCUUGGGUCCAGCGUGAAUCUCAUGCCGUACUCUGUAGCUCUACGACUCGGAUACACGCAUUUCAAACCAACUAAGAUGUCCUUGGUUUUCGCAGACAGAUCAGUCAAAUCCCCUGUUGGUAUUCUAGAGGAUCUCCAAGUGAAAGUAGGGAACACCACUGUUCCAGCAGACUUCGUUGUUCUGGAAUUGGAAGAAGAGUCUAAGGACCCCCUCAUCUUGGGAAGACCAUUCUUAUGUACUGUCGGAGCUAUCAUUGAUGUGCGACAGGGAAGAUUGAUCUGA